Molecule: messenger RNA, 723 nt
Organism: Microthlaspi erraticum
Lineage: Eukaryota; Viridiplantae; Streptophyta; Magnoliopsida; Brassicales; Brassicaceae
Source: the annotation of a GenBank genome assembly
AUGGCGGGAGAAGACAGCCGCGAAGCUCAACGAGGCGACAACCAUGAGGAAUCGAGCCCUCUCUUAAAGGCGAACGACACCAAGAUCUGCUCGAAAGCGGAGGCCAAGGCGGCGUCGAUUGAGUCUCCUCCCGCGGCGGAGGAAUACGGCUGGACGGCGGAUGGACUGCCGGUGAGCCACGGGAGCGUGAUCGGCGAGCCGAUCGGGAGAAACCAGUGGAACUCCGGUCUAUUCUCUUGCCUCGGCCGAAAUGAUGAAUUCUGCAGCAGCGAUCUCGAAGUUUGUCUGCUUGGAAGUGUGGCUCCUUGUGUGCUGUAUGGAACUAAUGCAGAGAGGCUUGGAUCUGCUCCGGGAACGUUUUCAAACCAUUGCUUGACGUAUUUGGGAUUGUACUUUGUUGGCAAUUCUCUCUUUGGCUGGAACUGUCUUGCUCCAUGGUUCUCUUAUUCCAGCCGCUCUGCUAUUCGCCGCAAGUUUAACCUCGAGGGAAGCUUUGAGGCGAUGAACAGGUCGUGUGGUUGCUGCGGAAGCUGCAUAGAGGACGAGAUGCAGAGGGAACAUAUGGAGACGACUUGUGACUUUGUGACGCAUGUGCUUUGCCAUACAUGUGCGCUUUGCCAAGAAGGACGUGAGAUCCGAAGGAAGGUUCUUCACCCUGGUUUCAAUGCUCAGUCCACUGUCGUCGUGCUCCCACCCAGAGAGCAAACCAUGGGUCGUAAGUGA